Messenger RNA from Trachemys scripta elegans, 606 nucleotides. It is a transcript of the gene IL22, whose product is annotated as interleukin 22. Gene Ontology annotation, cellular component: extracellular region. The coding region runs from base 1 to 606 and encodes 201 amino acids. Lineage: Eukaryota; Metazoa; Chordata; Testudines; Emydidae. The record is from RefSeq and is a predicted model, not a curated record. The transcript has 5 exons.
AUGGUGUCCAUACAGAACUGGAUGAGGUGCUCCCCGGCAUGGAUCUUUUUCUGCUUCUGCUGUCUUCCUCUCCUUCUCCUGGCCCUCCCCAUGCCUCCAAAAGGAGCAGGAGUUGCUCCUGCCAGUCACUCCUGCAGACUCAGAAAGAUCAGCUUCCAGGAAUCCUACAUCAGGAAUCGCACCUACACGUUGGCCAAACUGGCUAGAAUCUCGGACCAGGACACAGACAACAGGCUCAUUGGACAGCAGCUGUACGUUAAUGUCCAGGAGACUAAUCGCUGCUAUGUAAUGAAGAGGGUAAUAGAGAUCAUAGUGAAUGAAGUACUUCUCUCUGCACCCAGGAACCAUUAUCCACACAUCCAGGAGGUGGCACAGUUCUUAGAAGCUCUGAGCAAAGAGCUAAGUGGCUGCAAAUUCUCAGGACACAGAGAACAUGUCGAAAAGAACCUGGAAGAAAUGAAAGACAAAAUGAAACAGUUGGGAGUUAGUGGAAAGAACAAAGCAAUUGGGGAGCUGGAUUUGCUCUUUGAUUACAUGGAAAAUGCAUGCACUGAAGCACCGAAGAGAAUUGCUACUAGUAAGGGAGGAAACAAGAAGAAAAACUGA